Messenger RNA from Notothenia coriiceps (black rockcod), 512 nucleotides. RefSeq names its product TM2 domain containing 1 (gene tm2d1). The transcript is spliced from 5 exons. The annotation marks the transcript as partial. The record is from RefSeq and is a predicted model, not a curated record. Lineage: Eukaryota; Metazoa; Chordata; Actinopteri; Perciformes; Nototheniidae.
UAGACAUGGCGUCCUCCUGGAGACGGCUGGUGUGUUUUCGCUCCGGGGUUUGGAGCCUCAUAUUUUACUCUGUUUACUCUCAUUUAAAGCUCGUUCUGGCGGAGGAAGUGGAUAGCUGCGACAACCUCAGACUGGGACAGUAUCUCUGCAAAGAUCCCAAGAUAGAUGAAUCCACCCAGGAGCCGGAGAGCUGCAGGGACGUGACGGCCUGGGUUGAGUGCCUCCCAGCUCCAAACAUCAGCUGUCGGCUCUCUAACGGGACAGAGUUCAGGUUUAGCGGGAAGGAGGUGGGCUUCAACAAAACCAUCCCCUGCAGAAACGUGAGUGGUUAUUCCUACAAAGUGGCCGUGGCUCUAUCUCUGUUCCUGGGCUGGCUGGGAGCAGACCGCUUCUACCUGGGAUACCCUGCUCUAGGACUGUUGAAGUUCUGCACUGUUGGUUUCUGUGGAAUCGGCACUCUGAUUGACUUCAUCAUGAUCGCCAUGCAGGUGAGUCCCACCCUCCCCCAGCCU